Molecule: messenger RNA, 387 nt
Organism: Parnassius apollo (apollo)
Lineage: Eukaryota; Metazoa; Arthropoda; Insecta; Lepidoptera; Papilionidae
Source: the annotation of a GenBank genome assembly
AUGCCACGAACAUAUGUCAGAGAGUCAAAUAGGGUUCAAUGGUCGGAGUCAGACAGACUUUUAGCCAUAAAUUCGGUGAUGGGAGGUAGAAUGGGAUAUCUUUUAGCGUCAAAUAUAUAUAAUGUACCUAAAAGUUCAUUAGAAGAUCGUAUAAAGAAGAUAAAACGUGGAAAAUCCAAAGAAGUAAAACCAAGAAAAGAAAAUCCCGUGCUUCUUGUCUUAGAUGGUCACGCCACACACACUAAAAACUUAGAAGCUAUUGAGCUAACUUGUGCUUAUGGUGUCAUAAUGCUCUGCUUGCCACCUCACUGCGCGCAUCGCUUACAGCCACUCGAUGUUGGUUUUAUGGGGCCGUUGAGCACGUUUUACUCGCAAGAAAUCCAGUAA